UUGUCAGGAGAUGCAGUGAGGGCACGUGUCCAAUCCUUCAUGGUGCGACCUCCUCCAUAAUCUCCUUCUGAAUUUGAUCUAUAAAAGCGCAGAAUGUAGAAUACUCUGCGUCCGAGACGAAUUUACUUUAAACGAGAAGUCUUUCAUCUUCCACCAUGGGCUCGUCACACGGCGCGGGACUUUGUUUGAUACUUGUACUAGUUUUUAUGUGCGAGGCAACUGAAGAUGGUCUUCGGCGAGAGAUGAAACCUGAAGACCAACAGCCUCACCUCCAAAGGCCAAUGAUUUACGAUAAAGAUGGUCUUCAGCGAGAGGCAACACCUGAAGAAAUGGAGUUUAUGUUACAGAGACCAAUCAUCCCUGACUUUUCAGCCUCUUCAGAGACAGGUAUAAUACAGCCAGAGAACACAAACGUUCACCCCGAGGACAUCCCAAGAGUUCCCCCACGGUUUUUCCUUCGCUCCAUUGGACACUUCACGGGGCCAGAUAUUCAUUUCCCACCAGCCUUUCCCAGUAUCAGCAAUCUUGAAGAUAUCUGUCAGUUUAGUAAAGCUUCGGUCCGAUACCCUAAGCACAUGUUUCGCCCAGGAGUUUUUCAAUCAGAGCAACGGCAGGCUGAUGCUGUGAAUCGACUCCAGGGCUGGUACGGCGUGUGCUGUGGAAUUGGUGGAUCAAAAGCAGAGAAGAUCUGUUGUGCUGAACAAGCGUGGAGAAAGACCCUUUCUGACUUCUGCUUUGAAGAAGUCACUAUAAAGAAUGUUCCAGAUGUCUGCUGUCAGAAGAAGGGGAAGGCCAAAUGGAAAUGUUUUGAUAAGGAGGCUUCAGCUACUUCAUAUGACAUUCCCAUCCUUGACUCGAAUGUCGACAUUCCACGCAAACUCCAAGGCUUCAAAUAUAAUCCCAAGUAUUGCAAAGGCUAGGCUUCUUUCGGAGCACAUAAAGAGUGUCUUUGGUUAAAAAUGGAAAAAAAUUAAAUCUUUCAAUUGAUCUUACUCAGUCAACAUGUUAGGCUAUAUUCUCACAUAAUGUUCUUUACAUUAUGUAGGAUGAUUUUAUGUAGAAAACAGUGAAUCUAAAAAAUAAAUACUUAGCUGGGUUUUCACAGGCAAGGUUACGUGUACAUACACUUUAAGUUAAUUAAUUAGAUGAUAAUCAUUUUUUUCUUUACAUCAAGUUAUCAGCAGUACAUUAACAGAUGUUUAGAAUACUGUCAUUUGUUUUAUUGCAUUUAUUUGUUUAAGUCAUCAUUUCAUUGAUGUCCCCUCAUAGAGACGUAAACUACAAGAAGUUUACUUUUAUGCACUUAAAUAUUCUGUUGUUUUCUCUAAUGCCAUGAAGAACUGUUUAAUAAUUAUAUCCACAUAAUCACACAUAGGGUGGGACACUGCUUAAUGUGGGACACAUAAAGUCUAACAUGACCUCUCAAAUGUCCAAGCACAUUUUUUUCAAUAAAGAAUUGAAUACAUUAAUUCUCAUUGUUAUAUUUACAUCAUGAUAGAUGAUCAUAUCAAAAUAUGACUAGACCAAAUGGUUAAUGUUCAUUAUUACUAUUAAACUACUCUUC
Misgurnus anguillicaudatus (oriental weatherfish) is the source of this 1564-nucleotide messenger RNA. NCBI's taxonomy places the organism in Eukaryota, Metazoa, Chordata, Actinopteri, Cypriniformes, Cobitidae. The record is from RefSeq and is a predicted model, not a curated record.